ACACAGGCAGACUGCAAGGAACUUCAGAGAGGAUCUUUUCCUUCCAUGGUUAAAAUGGCUUGAAUGGCAAAGGUGCCUCAAUAUCUCCAUUCUACUUGCUUUAGAUCUAUCCAACUUGGUCUAUCUUAAUCUGUCUGGGAGUUCCUCCACAAAUUGGCGGUGUUGGAAGCAAAUUAUAAAGAAGGCCAAAAACUUGAAAGUUUUGAUCCUAAAAGAUUGUCGUUGGCUACCUAAAUCUCCAGUUUCCCAUGCUCCUGUAAACUUAGAGACUAAACCUGGAACGCUGUGCUAUAUUACCUCCGCUUGUUAUGAGGUCCAUUAGCAAGCUAAGGAAAUUAGUUUCUUUGGAUAUCAAGUCCUGCAGCUUCGUGCAAGAGUUGCCAGAAGGUAUAGGUUACUUGGAAACUCUGAAAGAGCUUUAUAUCGAUGGAACUGCCAUAAGAGCCAUCGAUAUCCCUGAGGGUUCGUAUGGGAAGCUUGAAACUCUGAGUGCUUGCAACAGUAAAAUCUUGUCUCUACCCGAUAGAAUUGGCAACUUGAAAUCUCUUUCGUACCUAGCUUUGGACGACACUGAACUCAGUGAGCUCCCUUAUUCCAUCGGCUUUCUGGAGAAUCUUCAGACACUAUCUCUCAGAAAUUGCAGGAGCCUGUGGAAACUGCCAGAUUCCAUCGGGAAACUCAAGGAGCUGCAACUCAUGGAUCUUUCGUACACGUUAGUCAAUGAACUACCUUCGUCUGUUGAGGAUUUGAGAAACUUGAAAGUAUUAAAGAUGGUUCACACUUUUCUUAGAGAAUUUCCUGGAGGCAUUAAGAAUCUAGAGAGUUUAGAAGAGAUAGAUUUCUCAGACUGCAGAAAUUUGAAAGGGGAAUGCAACAUUAUGGGAUUAUCGUCUUUGCGGGCCUUACUCAUACAAAAUACUGAUAUUUCUGAGCUGAUUGUGAUGGAUCAUCUAUACCCUAAUCUCCAAAACCUCAGACGAGAUGGCAACGUUCGCAUCUCGAAAAUUGGAACGACAAAAGAAGCACAGCAUGGGAUCAACGGAUGUGAGGCUACGACACUGCUCCAGGCUGACGGACAUCACAUUAGCAUGCAGAUGAUGAUCAGUGACCGAACCAAGGUGGCGGUCAGACAGAAGCAAGAAAGUUCCCAGGGGACGAGGCUUGGAUGA
Molecule: messenger RNA, 1169 nt
Organism: Eucalyptus grandis
Lineage: Eukaryota; Viridiplantae; Streptophyta; Magnoliopsida; Myrtales; Myrtaceae
Product: disease resistance protein RPV1-like
Exons: 2
Coding region: 309-1169 (286 amino acids)
Biological process (GO): defense response to fungus
Molecular function (GO): protein binding
Source: RefSeq, a predicted model, not a curated record